Molecule: messenger RNA, 1862 nt
Organism: Manis pentadactyla (Chinese pangolin)
Lineage: Eukaryota; Metazoa; Chordata; Mammalia; Pholidota; Manidae
Gene: ARHGAP15
Product: Rho GTPase activating protein 15
Exons: 15
Coding region: 255-1682 (475 amino acids)
Biological process (GO): signal transduction; regulation of GTPase activity
Cellular component (GO): cytoplasm
Source: RefSeq, a predicted model, not a curated record
CUGCCUUUUUUUUCCUCCAGUACUGAAAUUAAGCAUCCAACGUAGGCCUACUCUUACGACAUGUGACUUGACUUUACUGUUUUCCGUUUUUGAUGAAAGAGUCAUGAACAGUUAGAAGUUGAUGGCAAUUUCAGUAACAACUCAUCACCAAGAAAAGGAGGAUCCUGGACCCAGGACUUCAGCAAGUCACGCCUUCCUCAUUAGGCAUUUGUUUGUCUCUUAUCACGACUUCCUCUGCUGGAUAACCCUGUACUAUGCAGAAAUCUACGAAUUCUGAUACCUCUGCGGAAACACUGAAUUCCACCCGCCAAGGCACCAGAGCUGUGCAAAUGAGAAUCAAAAAUGCCAACAGCCACCACGACAGGCUGAGCCAAAGUCAAUCCAUGAUCCUUACCGACAUUGGGAAGGUCACUGAACCUAUAUCCCGGCACAAAAGAAAUCAUUCACAGCACAUCUUAAAAGAUGUCAUUCCUCCCCUGGAACAAUUGAUGGUUGAAAAAGAAGGUUAUCUUCAAAAAGCUAAAAUUGCAGAUGGAGGAAAGAAGCUAAGGAAAAACUGGUCUACUUCCUGGAUUGUCCUUUCUAGUCGAAAAAUUGAAUUUUACAAAGAAUCCAAGCAACAGGCUCUGUCUAAUGUGAAAACUGGGAACAAACCAGAAAGUGUGGAUUUGUGUGGAGCACAUAUUGAAUGGGCCAAGGAAAAAUCAAGCAGAAAGAAUGUCUUUCAGAUUACAACAGUAUCAGGAAAUGAGUUCCUUCUACAGUCAGAUAUUGACUUCAUCAUAUUGGAUUGGUUCCACGCUAUCAAAAAUGCAAUUGACAGAUUGCCAAAGGAUUCAAGCAGUCCAUCAGGAAACCUGGACUUAUUCAAAAUCCAGAGAUCCUCCAGUACUGAAUUACUAAGUCACUAUGAUAGUGAUAUAAAGGAACAGAAACCAGAGCACAGAAAAUCUUUAAUGUUCAGACUGCAUCACAGUGCUUCCGAUACAACCGACAAAAACCGAGUUAAAAGCAGAUUAAAGAAGUUUAUCACCCGAAGACCUUCCCUGAAAACUCUGCAAGAAAAAGGUCUUAUUAAAGAUCAAAUUUUUGGCUCUCAUCUGCACACAGUGUGUGAACGUGAACAUUCCACAGUUCCACGGUUUGUAAAGCAGUGCAUUGAAGCUGUCGAAAAAAGAGGUCUAGAUGUUGAUGGGAUAUAUCGAGUGAGUGGCAAUCUGGCAACAAUACAGAAGUUAAGAUUUAUUGUCAACCAAGAAGAGAAGCUGAAUUUGGAUGACAGCCAGUGGGAGGACAUCCACGUUGUCACCGGGGCACUGAAGAUGUUUUUCCGGGAGCUGCCUGAGCCGCUCUUCCCCUACGGCUUCUUUGAGCGGUUUGUGGAAGCGAUCAAAGAGCAAGACAACACCACAAGAAUUGAAACUAUAAAAUCUCUUGUACAAAAACUCCCUCCACCAAAUCGUGACACCAUGAAAGUCCUCUUUGGACAUCUAACUAAGAUAGUGGCAAGAGCCUCCAAGAACCUGAUGUCCACCCAAAGCUUAGGGAUUGUAUUUGGACCUACCCUUCUGAGAGCUGAAAACGACACGGGGAACAUGGCAAUCCAUAUGGUGUACCAAAACCAGAUCGCCGAGCUCAUGCUGAGUGAGUACAAUACGAUCUUCAGCUCGGCAGAAGACUGACAGACAAGACAAGUUACUGAAUAUAUUCACAUCUGUCUUGAUGCCUAAUAUUUUUACAUUUCUGUAAACAUAUUUCUGAAAUAUUUUUUUCCUUUCAAGCGACAGAUGCCUCAUUUUGUGAAAACUUAAUGAUGAUUUUGUGUUUAAGUUCCAAACAUUUGAAUAAAAUAGUUGACAAUA